CAGCUUUUAAAUAAACUCUAAAGCGGUCCAACGUUCAGGUUGCACCGUGAAGUUUAACGUGAAGUUCUGAACGCUCCUCCCUGAGAAGAGCGGAUACGUGAUUAUGCGUAACAGUAAAGGAUGUGGUCUGCUGUGAGAUGAGGAAGAAGGUGAGGAGGAAGGAGUACGCCAAACUUUAAACCAGCUCGACGCAAAACUGCUCGGUGGCUGGCCGAACGGAGGAGACCUUCACAGCUGGAUCAUUUCUCACUUUGAGAGCGGAGCCUUUAAUUUCUGUGAAGAUGCACUGAGAGGAGGAAGAAGAUGGAAGUGGAGGAGACUGGUGAAAUGAGGACUUCCUGGUCAGUGUCAGGAGACACUCACUCUGUCCUCUGUGACCAUGCUGGGAAGAAGCGAAAACAAGACCUGAUUCCUGAACCAGUCAUCAGAAUCAUAGAGGAUGAGGAGGAAGAGGAAGAAGCGGAAAUUAUGUCUGAUCACAAGGAUUCAGAGGAGCCCAGAAACAAAAAGGUCAAACCUGUGGUAAAGUCCAACAGCCUGACAGGUGUCAUAACGCCAAUGAAGACUGCUGCUCUUAAACGCAUCGGGCAGUCUAUUUCGCGCUCCAUCAGCUUUCGCACCGAUGCCCGACCUUUGCCCCCUGGGCCCCUGCGCGCUCGCCCCAAAGCCUCGUCGUUUCCACGUCGGCGCAACAGCCAGUGUUGGAGCGACACUGUAGAGAGCCAUGACCUGACUGCAAAAGAGAUCAAACGCCAAGAGGUGAUCUAUGAGCUGACGCAGGGAGAGAGGCAACUCAUAGAAGACCUCAGUUUGGUCAAGAAGGUGUACUACGAGCCCAUGUUGAAGUUGGAUAUAUUGACAGAAAGUGAACUCGGACAAAUCUUUGGGACUUUAGACUCCCUGAUUCCACUGCAUGAGGAUCUUUUGGCUCGUCUUGAGCGGCUGAGGGGCUCAGAGAAGACGGUGGGCGAAGUGGGGCCGACUCUGCUGAACUGGUUCCCCUGCCUGGAAGCCUACGUCACAUACUGCUGCAACCAGGUGGGAGCCAAAGCUCUGCUGGACCAGAAGAAGCAGGACAAAAGAGUCGAUCAUUUCCUGCGCCUGUGUCAGGAGUCUUCGUUCAGUAGGAAAUUGGACUUGUGGAACUUCCUGGACCUUCCCAGAAGCCGCCUGGUCAAAUACCCACUGCUGUUGAAGGAGAUACAGAAGUGCACGCCUCCAGACCACCCAGAUGAGGACACGCUGCCCGAUGCUCUGGAGCUGAUUCAGAGCGUCGUGGCCGAGGUGAACAAAAAGACGGGGGAGGCCGAGUGUCAGUUCUACCGGCGGGGGCUGAUAUACCUCGAAGAGAGCCAGAGAAUACCUGAGAUCCAUCAGUCCCGCUUCCUCUACUGCCACGGAGAGCUCAAGACCAACAAGGGGCAGAAGCUGCAUGUCUUCCUGUUUGAACUGGCGCUGGUGCUGACCAGACCAGGGGAUGACAGAGACGUUAGAGGACAAAUGUUCAACGUGUACCGGCAGCCUCUGCCCAACACGUUGAUCAAUUUAGAGGAGAUCCCAGACAGUGAGGCUGGAGGAGGAGGGGCCUUCAGAGGAGCAUUCACCGGAGGAAACGACAAAGUGAAGAACUGUUUCCGUGUGAGCAGCAGAGGGCGCUCCAAAGUCAACCCUUACUGCUUGCAGGCCAACGACUCGUUCAGCAAGCAGCAGUGGAUCACCUGCCUGCGCCAGGCCAUCGUCCAGUCAAGGGACAGGACCGCUCACACCAGCCAGUCGCCGCUCUCGCUGCCCCUUGACCCCGCGCUGUGUCACAUAGCGGAUCUCAGCCUCAGCUCGGACACGGACAUGGCAGACCACACCUGUCGCUGACUCGUGGACCGUUCGCCCGGACGCCCCUCUGGAGAGCGAAAGAAACCAAACCAGAUGGACUAUUUUAUGAACAGUUUUAAUUAAAGACUCAGAUAAUUGCAACAAAAAAAAAAUAAAUAAAAAAGUUUCUCUAUUUGUUUUUCUUUAUUUUUGUGAUUGUCAUAGUGUGCUGACUGUGAACAGUGUUCCUGUUGCUGAAUGUGAAUGUAAAAUGGCAACAAAAUGUUUAACCGCCUGUAUUUUAAUAAAAACUGACAGUUAUAAAAGCUCA
Poeciliopsis prolifica (blackstripe livebearer) is the source of this 2140-nucleotide messenger RNA. It is a transcript of the gene arhgef3l, whose product is annotated as Rho guanine nucleotide exchange factor (GEF) 3, like. The transcript has 13 exons. The record is from RefSeq and is a predicted model, not a curated record. Bases 304 to 1869 code for a protein of 521 amino acids. Gene Ontology annotation, molecular function: guanyl-nucleotide exchange factor activity. Lineage: Eukaryota; Metazoa; Chordata; Actinopteri; Cyprinodontiformes; Poeciliidae. Gene Ontology annotation, biological process: positive regulation of Rho protein signal transduction; intracellular signal transduction.